Erythranthe guttata (spotted monkey flower) is the source of this 3492-nucleotide messenger RNA. The record is from RefSeq and is a predicted model, not a curated record. Lineage: Eukaryota; Viridiplantae; Streptophyta; Magnoliopsida; Lamiales; Phrymaceae.
AUGGGCACGCCGUGGCUAGUGGGUGGCGAUUUUAAUACAAUCUUGGAUGCCUCGGAGAAAAAAGGGGGUCUGGCCGAUAUUUCCCGCAUGCAUGAUUUCCAGGACUUUGUUAUGCAAGCCGAACUUUUGGAUGCAGGUUUUAUUGGUAACCCAUUUACGUGGAGUAAUAAUCGAUCAGGUCUUAAUAGGAUAUGGAAGAGAUUGGACAGAGUGUUAAUCAAUUCCGAUUUCCAAUUAUUAUUUCCGUCUCUGCAGGUGCUUCAUCUAGAGAGAACAAUGUCCGACCAUGCGCCGCUUAGUGUUCGUUUUGAACAGGGCCAGCAGAUGGCUGGGAAAGGGUUUACGUUUCAACGUAUGUGGGUUGACCACCCUACUUUUCAAGCUAUGGUUUCUCAUGCAUGGUCCAUUCCAGUUCAUGGUUCCCCUUUUUAUGUAUUUCAACAGAAGCUUAUUUUCGUUCAGAAAGCUCUCCAACAGUGGAACUGGGAGCUAGUCCAGUACGAAGACUGGGAGUUAGAGCUGCUUAGUUCAAAGGCCCGUAUGGCUUGGGACAAAUCCGGAGAUCGUAAUACUGCCCUAUUUCACGCGACCAUCAAAGAUCGCCGAAAGAGAGCUCUUAUCCAAGUCACUUGUGGUGAUGGCUCCACAUCGACUCAACCCCAGGAAAUUGGCGCUCUCGCACAGGAUUUCUUCUCCAAUCUAUUCAAGGCAUCAGAGUAUGAACUAGACGAGAAUCUAUUUCUUGGGGUUCAACCUGUAGUAACCGAUGUAGUGAAUGAAGCCUUUUGCUGUCUCCCAGAUAUGGAAGAAAUUCUUGAGGCGGUUAAAGGGUUGAACCCGAAUAGCUCCCCUGGCAGAGACGGUUUUACCGGGCAUUUCUAUGUCGCCUGCUGGGAUAUUAUUAAAGUGGAACUGUCGAAUUUUAUAAUCGACUUUUUCCGAGGGGGUCACAUUCUUAAAGAGAUGAAUUUAACCACUUUGGUUUUAAUUCCUAAGAUUGAUAAUGCUCGGACCGUUGGUGACUAUAGGCCAAUAAGUCUCGGUAAUUUCUCCGGAAAACUCUUGUCUAAAAUCCUUGCUACUAGACUGGGGAAAAUUCUUCCGUUUCUAAUCUCAGAGGAGCAAGCAGGGUUUGUCAAAGAUCGUAAUAUUAUGUCGCACAUAGUCAUGGCUCAAGAAUUGACGCGUGAUAUUAAUCAAAAGUGUAAGGGCGGCAAUGUUAUUUUUAAAUUGGACAUGGCAAAAGCAUAUGAUCGUCUAGAGUGGCGCUUUCUUCUUCGGGCAAUGCGUGCUUUUGGCUUCUCUCAUGCAUCAUGUGAUCUAAUUUACAGAAAUAUAUGCAAUAUAUGGUACUCCUUUCGCAUUAAUGGGGAAAUGGUUGGCAAUUUCAAAUCUUCGCGUGGGGAAAUCUCCCAGUACAAGGUUGGCCAUAAUGAACUCUCGGUUUCACAUCUACUGUAUGCGGACGACAUUCUCAUAUUUACGAAUGGAGGGCGCCACUCUGUACAACGGCUAAUGGAGAUUUUUCAUUCGUAUGAAAGGUCCUCGGGGCAGCUCGUUAAUGUGACUAAAAGCCAUCUUUAUGUGGGUAAAUGGGCAGAAGUGGAGAGUAGCAAUAUUGAGCAAGUUACGGGGAUCUGUCGGAAAACCCUCCCUCUCAAGUAUCUAGGGGUUCCCAUUUAUUCCGGUAGGACUAAGGCGGAAUUUUUCGAAUAUCUCGUCACUCAGAUUCGAGGUAAACUUCAAGGCUGGAAAGGGAAAUUCCUUUCUUUUGCUGGUAAAAUUACGUUACUCAAGGCGGUGUUGAGUAGCAUCCCGAUUUACUCGUUGGCUUGUUCGAAGGUGCCUAUAUCGGUUAUUACUCGGCUCGAGCAAUUAAUGGCUGCCUUUUUAUGGAGUUCUGGCGGUGCUUCGAGGACUCACUGGGUGAAAUGGAAAACUAUUUGUACUCCGGUUGAAGAUGGGGGUUUGGGUAUCCGACCCCUUAAUCAGGUGAUGUGGUGUUUGCAUGGGAAGCUAUUGUGGCAGGUUAUGCAAAAAAAGUCUUUGUGGGCGAAGUUCGCUAAUGCCAAGUAUUGCGAUAAACGUCGGAACAGUAGCGGCCAAUCGACCUCCCCUUUAUGGAGGUCGAUAUAUAGUCAUAGUGAUUCACUUGCCGAGUGUUCCAAGUGGAAUGUGGGUUCCGGAGAUAUAAGAUUUUGGGCAGAUAAUUGGGUUGGUGAAGUGCUUGUUGGGCCUCUUCCAAGUGACCACACUUUAACUGUUGCAACCGCCAUGCAACAUCUCUCGGAAUAUCUUAAAUUAAUUCCUCCUUCCCUGCAUGAGUCGGUAAGGAAAGUUACGUUGGAUCCUGAUCAGCCGGAUCGGUUGAUAUUCACUCUUACACAAUCUGGGGAUUUCUCGACUAAAGAGUACUGGAGACAUAUUCGGGUUUUGGGGCGACGAGAGGCGUGGACAAAUCGCAUAUGGCACCAGUUCUUGCCACACAAGACAUGUGGAUUCAUGUGGAAAUUGAUACAUCACGCGCUCCCCGUUGAUCAACGAAUUAUCUCUAGAGGAAUUCCGAUGGUUUCCAGAUGUGUUUGCUGUAAAAAUCCUCACCAAGAAGACGUCCAACAUCUUUUUUUCCAAUCGGAAGUGGCGGGGCAAGUAUGGCAGCACUUUAGCCUGCUAUUUCAUCUCCCAUCGCAGUUUGUGUCGGCGAAGCAUGCUCUUGUUGUAUGGGUCCCCAAACCACAAAUACAAUCGCAGUACACAAUGGUUCGAACCUCUACUGUGUGUCAUAUUCUUCGUGAGCUGUGGGUGGCUCGAUGCAAAGUUGUUUAUGAUGGGGGAGCCAUGCAUAGAGAAAAUAUUAUUCGUCGAGUUUUCUCUCACAUUCAGCACGUGGUCAUCAAUCAUGUUCCUCGACAGCCGUCUACGAAGCUUCAAAGUCUCCAACUUCAAGCCAUUGGAGUCUGUUUAGUGCAGCCUAGCUAUAAGCGUGGAAAAUGGUUCAAAUGGGAGCGGCCCAAGGGUGGUACUUUUAAACUUAAUACUGAUGGCUCUUCCACGGCGGAGGAAUGUACGGGCGGUGGGAUUGUUAGGGAUUCGGAAGGUGGAAUAGUUGCUAGUUUUUCAAGAUAUUUUGGGGUUGGCACCAAUAACUUUGCGGAAUUUUCGGCGGUGGUUCAUGGCCUUAGAUUGUGCAAGCUUCUCGGUCUCUCACAAAUUAUAGUGGAAAGUGAUUCCUUGCUGGUCAUCAAUGCAAUUCGGACCAAGCACAUUGCAUGGGAGCUUGAGUAUAUUUUUCGGCAAUGCUUGAAGGAGAUAGAGCCUUCCUUCUCGUUCCAGCACGUCGUGAGGCAAAAAAACACGGUCGCGGAUAGAUUGGCUAAUUGGGCGUAUUCUCAUAAGUCAAAUCAAGAAUAUUUCUCUGAAAUGAGUUUACCGAGGGAGGCCCGGGCUGCAUAUAUAAGUGAUAAGUUGGGAGUCGCCAAUUUUCGUCCAUGA